This is a messenger RNA of Rubroshorea leprosula, 1876 nucleotides long. Lineage: Eukaryota; Viridiplantae; Streptophyta; Magnoliopsida; Malvales; Dipterocarpaceae. The record is from the annotation of a GenBank genome assembly.
GAUUGAUUCGGGUAAAUUCACCGGGUUAAUGGAUAUCUAGCAAAUCCAUUUGCAGAAGCGAAAAAAUCCCUAAUAAUUUCCCAAACCCUUGCUCAUCUCCCUCUCUUUCCAGAAUCCGCAAUGGGCGAGAAGCUCGCCAUUGCAGAGAAAAAGGUUCUGGUUGAACUCGUGAAGUUAGCCCAAAAGAGAGGACUUAAAGGUAACAAGGGAAGCUGGAAGGAGUUCUUGGACACUCACGACAGAAAGCUCGCGUAUAGCUUGAGUGACCCAUCAAAGAGAACCAUUCAAAUUUUGGUAUCUUUUCUCAGGACAUUUGAUUCAGAACAAUGGAUGAUUUUUGAUAGAUUCCUGCAAUCUCAAUCAAACCGCCAGCUUGUGGACCAGUUUAGAAAGGAAUCUCCAGAUAGUGAAUCCCCUGAGCAGAGGUUGGUACGCUUAACCGUGGAGCAUCCACUCUACCCUCUAGAUUAUACAUUCCCUUCACUCGAGGGGCUCCCUGAAAAGUCUGAGGUGUUGAGGUCAAAUGAAAUGCUUGCUGUUGAUUGUGAGAUGGUUCUUUGUGAAGAUGGCACUGAAGACAUACAGAAACACAUUAAGAAGCUAUUAUCCCAUGGAGCUAUUCUUGUGGGCCAUGGUUUGAACAAUGACCUUCAAGCAUUGAAGUUAGAGCAUGCUAGAGUAAUUGAUACCUCUUACAUCUUCAAAUUUCACAAUGCACCUCCUCAUAGAAGACCUUCCUUGAGUAAUUUGUCUAAGUCAGUACUUGGCUAUGAAGUCCGAGAGCAGGGUGCUGCACACGAUUGUCUAGAUGAUGCAUGUGCUGCAAUGAAACUUGUUCUUUCUCAGCUCAAGCAUGGAGAUGGUAUACUGUUGGUUCAUCAAGACGUGCCCAAAGCUGAAACGGCUAAGCUACUUCUUCACAGAAUACCAAUAAACAUUCCCAGUGAAGAAUUAUACAGAAUCAUUCCUCAGAAUGUUAAGAUUGAAGUAAAGGUGACUAUAUCUAAUUUAUACCUUGUUUUCCUUUUACAAUUCCCACUCCAUUGACUUUGUUAUGUUACAGUUGUUCAUAUGUUUCCUUGAGAAGGGUAAGACUCAUUAGGUAAUGGAUACAUUGAAGGCACACUUUCAUUAUUUAUUUAUUUUCAGAAAAGAGAGGGCGGCUUUAUUUAUCCACAUGUUCUCAAAUGCAAGGGAAAAUGUUAAUCAUUAAUAUCUCAGCAUAAAACAUAAAAGAAAAAGGAUCUCAACAUAAUGGGAGCUGGUUUAGGGUAGAACUGAUCUAUGCAACUUAUCUAAAUGCAUAUUAUGGUAAGAUUUAGGCAUCAACUAGCCUGUUGUGCCCAUCCAUUCCAAUUCACUAAUAUGCUGAAUAAUCUUUUGACAGCCAUCGAAAAAUCCUCAAGGAGGAAAGUAUUCUGCAUUUGCCAUCUUUAAGACUCCUCAAGAGGCAUUCCAAGUGUUUGAAGAUCUGGAAGGAAGUGAAGAAAAGGAUAUAUCCGGACUACCGCAAAAACUCGUCAAAUUUCAAUCCAGCAGAGGAGUAAGCGCUAGCAUAUACAUUCGUAAAAUGGCGAAUGCUGAUCCUUGUAGCUAUAUUUUGGCAAAGAAGAGAGAAUUCCAUGCCGAGGAGAAGUCUAAUGAAUCCAAGAAGCUCAAGGCAGAACAGAACCAUAGUUGAUUCAAGGACAAACUACAGGAUGAGCUAAAGUUUGUUGAUUCCAUGGAUAAAAGGGCAGAACUGAAAACAGUGGAGGAGCCGAGAUUAUCAAAUCAGUGUAAAGAUCUCUAAAAAGAAAUUGAGAGAUUGAAGCAAGAACUGAAGAAGGAUCUUCAAGUCAUUAUGCAGGAUCCCAAUUUUCAUGGUUUAUCCUUG